Messenger RNA from Gloeophyllum trabeum ATCC 11539, 5010 nucleotides. RefSeq lists its product as uncharacterized. The annotation marks the transcript as partial. Gene Ontology annotation, molecular function: structural molecule activity; clathrin light chain binding. Gene Ontology annotation, biological process: intracellular protein transport; receptor-mediated endocytosis; Golgi to endosome transport. The record is from RefSeq and is a predicted model, not a curated record. Gene Ontology annotation, cellular component: clathrin complex; clathrin coat of trans-Golgi network vesicle; clathrin coat of coated pit. The transcript is spliced from 21 exons. NCBI's taxonomy places the organism in Eukaryota, Fungi, Basidiomycota, Agaricomycetes, Gloeophyllales, Gloeophyllaceae.
UCGGCCAUGGACACGACCAAGCCCAUUGCGUUCUGUGAGCACCUGCAGCUCUCUAGCUUGGGCAUACAACCCGCGUCCAUCUCCUUCCAGACAUUGACCCUCGAGUCCGACCACUUCAUUUGCGUUCGAGAGAAAGUCAACGAGCAAAAUCAGGUUGUUAUCAUCGACCUUGCUGACGCCAACAAUGUCCUCCGCCGACCCAUUACCGCCGACUCGGCAAUUAUGCACCCUCACCAAAAGAUCCUGGCUUUGAAGGCUGGCCGAACGCUCCAGGUCUUCAACAUCGAGACGAAGCAAAAAGUAAAGUCGCAUGUCAAUAACGAGGACAUCGUCUUCUGGAAGUGGAUUUCGGAUAGCACCCUUGGUCUGGUGACCGACACUGCAGUUUACCACUGGUCUAUCAACGACCAGGCUGCCCCGCAGAAGAUUUUUGACCGGCACCCCACCCUGGCCGGAGCCCAGAUCAUCAACUACCGUGCGAGCAAUGACGAGAAAUGGCUGGUCUUGAUAGGCAUCUCAGGAAAUUCUACGAACCCCUCGGCUUUCAAGGUUCAGGGACGGAUGCAGCUGUAUAGCAGGGAAAGGGGUGUUAGCCAGCCUAUUGAAGGACACGCUGCUGCGUUCGCAGAGAUGAAGAUAGAGGGACACUCUAAGCCUGUCAAGCUUUUCACAUUCUCUGUCCGGACAGCGACUGGAGCCAAACUCCACAUCGUUGAGAUCGAUCAUCAAGCCCCCGACCCGCCUUAUACCAAGAAGGCGGUCGAUGUCUAUUUCCCUCCGGAAGCUACCAAUGAUUUCCCCGUCGCCAUGCAAGUGUCAAAGAAGCAUGGGAUCGUAUACCUUGUCACCAAGUACGGGUUCAUCCAUCUCUACGACCUAGAGACUGGCGCGUGCAUCUACAUGAACCGCAUCUCCGGCGAAACUAUCUUCGUCACGGCUGAGAUGGAGGCUACGAAUGGUAUCAUUGGCGUGAACAAGAAGGGUCAGGUGCUGAGUGUGAACGUCGAUGACCAGACCGUGGUCCCCUAUAUUCUGACCAUCCUGAACAAUACGGAGCUUGCGUUCAAGCUGGCUAGCCGGGCUAAUCUGCCGGGUGCCGAUGACCUGUACAUCAAGCAGUACCAGCAACUUUUCGCCGCUGGGCAGUUCGGCGAGGCUGCUAAGGUUGCUGCCAACUCUCCAAGGGGUAUAUUGCGUACCGCUCAAGUUAUCGAAUCGUUCAAGCGUGCCCCUGCACCACCCGGCGGCCUAUCGCCUAUCCUGCAGUACUUCGGCAUCCUUCUUGAGAAGGGAGAACUCAAUCACCUUGAAUCCGUGGAGCUUGCACGGCCCGUGCUUCAGCAGGGUAAGAAGCAGCUCUUGGAGAAGUGGCUUAAGGAGAACAAGCUUACCUGCAGCGAGGAGCUGGGUGACAUUGUUCGGCUGCACGAUAUGACCUUGGCUCUCAGUGUGUACCUCAGAGCCAACGUUCCGAAUAAGGUCAUCGCUUGCUUCGCUGAGACCGGUCAGGUCGACAAGAUUAUCCUGUACUCGAAGAAGGUUGGCUACACGCCUGACUAUGUUGCGCUUCUGCAACACGUCAUGCGGGUCAAUCCCGAGAAGGGAGCAGAGUUCGCGACGCAGCUUGUUAAUGACGAGUCAGGGCCGUUGGUUGAUAUCGAGCGAGUGGUCGACAUCUUCAUGUCCCAGAAUAUGAUUCAGCCAGCGACAUCGUUCUUACUGGAUGCACUGAAGGACAACAAGCCGGAGCAAGGCCACCUCCAGACCCGACUGCUCGAAAUGAACUUGGUCCACGCGCCCCAAGUUGCCGAUGCUAUCCUCGGAAACGAGAUGUUCAGCUACUACGACCGCCCCAGAAUCGCGAAUCUCUGCGAGAGAGCAGGGCUGCUGCAGAGAGCCCUUGAGCAUUACGAGGACCUUGCAGAUAUCAAGCGGGUCAUUGUGCAUACCAAUGCCCUUCCGCCUGAGUGGAUUGUCGACUACUUCAGCCGUCUCACGACUGAGCAGUCGAUGGCAUGCUUACAGGAGAUGCUUCGUGUUAAUAUCCGACAGAACCUCCAAGUCGUUAUUCAGGUUGCCACGAAGUACUCCGACAUCCUCGGUCCUGUUGCCCUCAUUGAGAUGUUCGAAUCUUUCAAGAGCUUCGAAGGUAGUCUCUAUUACUACCUCGGAUCCAUCGUGAACUUAAGCCAGGACCCCGAGGUCCACUUCAAGUAUAUCCAGGCUGCCGUUCGGACCGGACAGAUUCGGGAAGUGGAGCGGAUCUGCAGAGAGAGUAAUUUCUACAACCCCGAGAAGGUCAAGAACUUCCUCAAGGAAGCGAAGCUGCAGGACCAGCUGCCGCUUAUCAUUGUUUGCGACAGGUUUGACUUCGUCCACGACCUCGUCCUCUAUCUGUACCAGAAUGGUCUUGUUAAGUUCAUUGAGGUGUACGUGCAGAGAGUCAACUCUGCCCGGACACCUCAAGUCAUUGGUGGCCUGCUUGACGUGGACUGUGAUGAGUCGACGAUCAAGUCAUUGUUGGCUUCCGUGACCGGUAAUUUCCCCAUCGACGAACUCGUCCAAGAGGUGGAGCAGAGGAACAGGCUGAAGUUAAUCUUGCCGUGGCUGGAAGCUCGUGUCCAGAGUGGUAGUCAAGACCCUGCAGUCUUCAACGCUCUUGCAAAGAUCUACAUUGACAGCAACAACAACCCAGAGGCGUUCUUGAAGGAGAACAACUUAUACGACCCGCUUGUGGUUGGAAAGUUCUGCGAGGCUCGGGAUCCCUACUUGGCGUUCAUCGCAUAUGCAAAAGGCUUCUGCGACGAGGAGCUCAUCCACAUCACGAAUGAGAACUCUAUGUUCAAGCAGCAAGCCAGGUACCUUGUCAAGCGUCGCUCGCCUGAGUUAUGGGCUCAAGUGCUCGUCCCGGAUAACAUUCACCGCCGACAGCUCAUUGACCAGGCAUGUAUUAUAUAUGCUUUUCCAACCCGGCUCGGCUGUGUUGUGGCAACCGCUGUACCAGAGAGUACCGAUCCGGACGACGUCUCUGUCACUGUCAAAGCGUUCUUAUCGGCAGACUUGCCGAUUGAGCUUAUUGAGCUGCUCGAGAAGAUCAUCAUCGAGCCCUCACCAUUCAGCGACAAUAAGAACUUGCAGAACUUGCUCAUGCUGACGGCCAUCCGUGCUGACAAGGGCAAGGUCGUUGGGUACAUUAACAAGCUGCAGAACUACGACGUCGCGGAGAUUGCCAAGAUUGCUAUUGACCAUGGUUUGUACGAAGAGGCGUUCAUGAUCUUCAAGAAAUACGAGCAACAUGUCAACGCCAUCAACGUCCUGGUCGAACACAUUGUCUCUCUUGACCGUGGCGUUGAAUACGCCUUGAAGGUCAAUAAGCCAGAGGUUUGGAGCAGAUUGGCCAAGGCCCAACUCGACGGUCUCCGUGUCAAGGAUGCUAUCGACUCAUAUAUUAAGGCCGAAGACCCCUCGAACUUCGCCGAGGUCAUAGAAAUUGCCAGCCAUGCGGGCAAGUAUGACGAUCUCGUCCGGUAUCUGCAAAUGGCUCGCAAAUCGCUCCGGGAACCCAAGAUCGACACCGAGCUUGCCUAUGCAUACGCCAAGACCGAUCGCUUGCACGACAUGGAGGACUUCCUGGCUAUGACGAAUGUUGCCGAUAUUCUGGAAGUUGGAGAGAAAUGUUUCGAAGACGAACUGUACCAAGCGGCAAAACUGCUGUUCACGAGCAUUUCCAACUGGGCGCGUCUCGCGACCACACUCAUCUACUUAGGCGAGAAUCAGGCAGCCGUGGAGAGCGCAAGGAAAGCAGGGAAUACUCAGGUCUGGAAACAAGUACACGCUGCUUGCAUGGAGAAGAACGAGUUCCGCCUGGCACAAAUUUGCGGUCUCAACAUCGUGGUCCAUGCUGAAGAACUUCCGGCCCUUGUCGCGUUGUAUGAGCGGAAGGGUCACUUUGACGAGGUUCUGGCCUUGCUGGAGGCUGCUUUGAGUUUGGAGAGAGCUCACAUGGGUAUAUUCACGGAGUUGGCUAUUCUGUAUAGCAAGUACCGCCCCGAGAAACUCAUGGAGCACCUCAAGCUUUUCGUUUCGCGCAUUAACAUUCCGAAGGUCAUCAAAGCCACUGAGCGGGCUCAUCUCUGGCCGGAGCUUGUCUUCCUGUACAUCAAAUACGAUGAAUUUGAUAAUGCGGCUCUGGCAAUGAUGGAGCGGUCUGCAGAUGCUUGGGAGCACAAUCAGUUCAAGGAUGUUAUCGUCCGUGUUGCCAACAUUGAACUGUACUACAAGGCGCUCACGUUCUAUCUGCAAGAACAACCCACCUUGCUGACAGACCUCAUGACCGUACUCAUUCCUCGCAUUGACCACUCUCGUGUCGUGCGCAUGUUCCGCCAGAUCGACCAUCUCCCUCUCAUCCGCCCGUACCUGAUUGCUGUUCAACAUCUUAACAUCGAGGCUGUCAAUGAUGCAUACAACGACUUACUUAUGGACGAAGAGGAUUACAAGACACUCCGAGACUCCAUCGACAGCUUCGACAACUUCAAUAACAUCAGCCUCGCCCAGCGGUUGGAGAAGCAUCCACUACUCGAGUUCCGGAGAUUAGCUGCUCAUUUGUACAAGAAAAAUAGUCGCUGGGAGGAAUCAAUAGCACUCUCCAAGGCCGACAAGCUCUACAAGGAUGCCAUGAUCACCGCGGCUACGUCUGCAUCUACGGAAGUUGCCGAGGAGUUAUUGUCAUACUUUGUCGAUAUCGGCAACAAGGAGUGUUUCGCAGCAAUGCUGUUCCUAUGCUUCGAUCUCUUGCGGCAAGAUAUUGUCGAAGAGCUGUCGUGGCAACAUGGCUUGAAUGACUUCUACAUGCCAUACAAGAUCCAGGUGUCGAGAUCGCUUGUGGAGAAGCUUGCUGCAUUAGAGAAGGAAGUCAAGGAGCGGGCUAAGAAAGAGACUCAGAAGGAGCAACAAGAGACUGAGGCCCCAAUCAUCAACCCUGCUUCUCGAUUAUUGUUGACGAAUGGGUAA